Molecule: messenger RNA, 921 nt
Organism: Amborella trichopoda
Lineage: Eukaryota; Viridiplantae; Streptophyta; Magnoliopsida; Amborellales; Amborellaceae
Gene: LBD1
Product: LOB domain-containing protein 1
Source: RefSeq, a predicted model, not a curated record
UUCAAAUCAAAACAAACACUUGUUCUUAUUCCUCUCUCUCCUUUUUUGCUCUCUUCAACUCUCGAAAAGACACUUCGAUUCUCUCUCAUGGAAAGCCCAAAACACCAGAGAGGGGAGGAAUCGUCGUCCUCCGGAUCGGCACCUCAAACACCCCCGCCGCAUAACAACAAUCAGCAGCAGCAAGUGGCAACGCCCUGUGCUGCUUGCAAGAUACUGAGGCGGAGGUGCGCCGAACGCUGCAUUUUGGCUCCAUAUUUCCCUCCCACUCAGCCCCUCAAGUUCACCACCGCACAUCGUGUCUUUGGUGCUAGUAACAUCAUCAAAUUCUUGCAGGAGCUUCCCGAGGCUCAAAGAGCAGAUGCAGUGAGCAGCAUGGUGUACGAGGCAAACGCUAGGAUCCGAGACCCAGUGUAUGGCUCGGCAGGUGCCAUAUUCCAGCUACAAAAGCAGGUGAGCGAGUUGCAAACGCAACUAGCCACCGCUCAGGCUCAAGUCGUCAACCUUCAGAGCCAACAAGCGAACCUGGUGGCCAUUAUUUGCAUGGAGAUGGCUCAGUCCCAACAAAUAACCACCCAACCCACCAUGGAUACCAUGUCUUAUCAGAAUGGUGCUGUUGGAUUUGGUGAAGACUUUGGAGUGGGUUCACUAUGGGAGCCCCUAUGGACAUCAUGAUCACACCAAGAAGAAAGUGAAAGAAAAGAGUUAACUUAUAAUGGAAAAUUAUGAAUAAUAAUUGGUUAGAUUCUAGCUUUGUAGGACCCCAAUGCCUUAAAGAAGGCUACGGCGGAUUAUAAACAAGGGCCAUAUAAGAGUUUUAUAUUUGUAAUGUUAAAACUUUUGGGAGGGCAUAAACUGGGUUUCUCCCUGAAUGAGAGAGUAUAUCAUAUUGGAAUCUAACAAGAGUACAACAUUUGUAGUUUA